This is a messenger RNA of Ceratina calcarata, 1166 nucleotides long. RefSeq names its product S-adenosylmethionine mitochondrial carrier protein-like. The transcript has 6 exons. The record is from RefSeq and is a predicted model, not a curated record. NCBI's taxonomy places the organism in Eukaryota, Metazoa, Arthropoda, Insecta, Hymenoptera, Apidae. The coding region runs from base 238 to 1092 and encodes 284 amino acids.
AAACAGAAGUUAGGAAUUACCGAAUUUAUUCGGUGUUACAAAGCGGUCUUAGAAAAUCGUUCAUUAAAACAGUUUCUACUUUGUUUACUAGCAUCGUUCUACUAUUCAGUCAAUAAUUACGCGGCAAAUAUAGUAUAAGAAUUUUAUGAAUGAACGAUGUUAGUGUAGUUCAAGUUAGGUUAGCAACGCUUUGAGACGCGUGGUUUUGAUUCAAAUGUUAAUCGAAUUAUAAAUAAAAUGACAGCGUCUGAAAAGUCAUCGAAAGAUACGAACUUUGGUUUCGUUCCACUGUUAAUCGCAGGAGGAGUAGCAGGUACUUCUGUCGAUAUAAUAUUAUAUCCAUUAGACACGUUAAAAACACGAUUGCAAUCUAAACAGGGAUUCCUAAAAUCGGGAGGAUUUUCUAAUUUCUAUAAAGGGAUCACUCCUGUAAUUAUUGGUUCUGCGCCAAGUGCUUCUUUAUUUUUUGUAACAUACGAGGGUAUUAAAAAUAUAAUGGAAUACAGAGUAUCUGAAAAGUAUCAUUCUUUUAUUCACAUGGGCUCGGCAUCUGUGGCUGAAAUGGUAGCCUGUUUAAUAAGAGUACCUGUAGAAGUCGUAAAGCAAAGAAAACAAGCUUUGACAUUUGAUAAGAAAGACGUUAGCCUUAGACGAUUGUACCGUGGUUAUUUGAGCACCGUGUUGAGGGACAUGCCUUUUAGUCUUAUACAAUUUCCAGUAUGGGAACGGUUAAAAAGAGUUUGGGGUUCACACACUGAGAGAGAAAUUCUUCCUGUAGAAAGUGCUGUAUGUGGAGCGAUAGCAGGAGGAAUUUCUGCUGCUAUGACUACACCGUUAGACGUGGUAAAAACGAGAAUAAUGCUAUCUCAUAGAAACGAGAGUGUCUCGAAAAUGAAAAUCUUAUAUGUACUGAAAGACGUGUAUAAAGAAAAGGGAUUGUCUGGGCUUUUCGCUGGGGUCAGCCCCAGGGUAAUUUGGAUAACUUUGGGAGGGUUUAUUUUCUUCGGGACUUACGAGAAAGCCAAACAUCUAAUAACGAAGUAUUGCUUAUCUGUACCGAUUGUUAUGAAGCCAGAUACGAAGUAUCAAUAAUAUCUAUAACUGUGCAAAUAAACUUAGUUGAAUCGCAUAAAAGGAACUGUUAAAAAGUAAUUUCAAUAUUAUUU